Molecule: messenger RNA, 1300 nt
Organism: Arvicanthis niloticus (Nile rat)
Lineage: Eukaryota; Metazoa; Chordata; Mammalia; Rodentia; Muridae
Gene: Duoxa2
Product: dual oxidase maturation factor 2
Biological process (GO): protein transport
Cellular component (GO): endoplasmic reticulum membrane
Source: RefSeq, a predicted model, not a curated record
AGCGAGAAGCCGCAGAGCCAGGAGAGUUUCUGGACAUCACGCCUCUGCGCUUCUUAGGAGAGCCGCAGGGUUCAGACUUUCUAUCACUCAUCCCAGCUCGCUGCCUGCGAGCAGUUCGCGAGCUUCUUGCAGGAUGACUGCGUGGGACGGGGUGCUCCCCUUUUACCCCCAGCCCAGGCAUGCCGCCGGCUUCAGCGUACCGCUGAUCAUUGUUAUCGUGGUAUUCUUGUCCUUGGCUGCUAGUUUCCUGUUCAUUUUGCCUGGAAUCCGUGGGCACUCGCGCUGGUUCUGGUUGGUGAGAGUUCUUCUUAGCCUGUUCAUAGGUGCAGAAAUUGUGGCCGUGCACUUCAGUGGAGACUGGUUCGUGGGGAGAGUGUGGACCAAUACAUCUUACAAAGCCUUCAGUGCAUCCCGUGUUCACGUUCAUGUUGCUCUGCACGUGGGGCUGGUGGGCGUUAAUAUUACACUCAAAGGAACACCAACGCAGCAGCUGAACGAGACCAUUGACUACAACGAGCGUUUCACUUGGCGUCUGGACGAAGACUACACCAAAGAGUACGUCCGUGCCCUGGAGAAGGGACUGCCAGACCCAGUGUUAUACCUGGCAGAGAAGUUCACACCGAGCAGUCCUUGCGGGCUGUACCACCAAUAUCACCUGGCGGGUCACUAUGCCGCGGCAACACUGUGGGUGGCGUUCUGCUUCUGGAUCAUUGCCAAUGCGCUGCUCUCCAUGCCCGCCCCGCUCUACGGAGGCCUGGCUCUGCUCACUACCAGUGCCUUCACGCUCUUCGCCGUCUUCGCCUUCGCCUCCAUCUCCAGCGUGCCGCUCUGCCACUUCCGCCUGGGCUCUGGCGUCCUCAAGCCUCACUACGGCGCCUCCUUCUGGGUCACGCUGGCCACCGGCAUCCUGAGCCUCCUCCUCGGAGGGGCGGUGGUGAUUCUCCACUACACUCGGCCCAGCGCCCUUCGCACGUUUCUGGAUCAAAGUGUCAAAGACUGUAGCGAUCAGGCUAAAGGAAACUCACCUCUCAUCCUCAACAACCCGCAUCACGAACAGUUUAGGACUCCAGACUUAAAUAUUACGACUAUUCUGUGAAAAGAACUAACUACGGCUUCCUAUCCUCCCUUGGGAUCCCACAGACCAGAAGACGGUGUUAAGAGCGCUGUGCCAGGAGCACAGCUGAGUCUAGAGGACUGCGUGGCCAUGCGGGAGGACAAGGGGGCACCCCGGGUGUACCUUUGCUCUAGAGAAUGGAUUUCUCAGGAGAACUGUAAAUAAACUUUUUUUGUUUUGUUUUUC